AUGCCCUCACCCGCUCUCUUCCACCAUCCACCCGGCGUCUGCAUAGCCACCUCUGGUCCUGGAGCCACUAACACCGUCACCGGUAUCGCCAAUGCUUUCCUUGACAGCAUCCCUCUUGUUGUCAUAACCGGACAAGUCCCUCGCCAUUUGAUCGGUAAAGGUGCAUUCCAAGAGACUCCCAUCGUUGAAGUAACGAGUUCGAUCACAAAAAGCAACUACCUUGUGAUGCACGUUGAGGAUAUCCCUAGAAUAAUAGAUGAAGCUUUCUUUCUAGCUACUUCGGGUCGUCCCGGACCCGUUUUAGUUGAUGUUCCAAUGGAUAUUCAGAAACAGCUGUCGGUUCCUGACUGGGAACAACCCAUGAGGAUAACCGGCUACUUGUCUCGGAUGCCAAAACCGCCGGAAAUAUCUCAAAUAGAGCAGAUCGUUAAACUGAUCUCGGAAUCUAAGAAGCCGGUGUUGUAUAUCGGCGGCGGAUGCAUGAGUUCGAGCGAUGAACUGAUUAAGUUCGUGGAGCUAACUGGAAUCCCGGUUGCGAGUACGUUGAUGGGUCUUCGAGCUUACCCGUGUAACGAUGAUCUCUCGUUGCAGAUGCUUGGCAUGCACGGUACCGUGUAUGCGAAUUACGCUGUUGAUAAAAGCAACUUGUUGCUUGCGUUCGGGGUUAGGUUUGAUGAUCGUGUCACCGGUAACCUCGAGGCUUUCGCUAGCCGGGCUAAGAUUGUUCACGUAGACAUUGACUCGGCUGAGAUUGGCAAGAACAAGAAGCCUCAUUUAUCUAUCUGUGGGGACAUUAAGUUGGCACUUAAUGAGCUGAACAAGAUUCUUAAGAACCGAGAGAAGCUCGAUUUUGCGGUUUGGAGGAAUGAGAUUAGAGAGAAGAAGGAGAAUUUCCCGUUAGGUUUCAAAUCAUUCGGAGAUGCUAUUCCUCCACAAUACGCAAUCCAACUUCUUGAUGAGUUAACCAAUGGGAGAGCGAUUAUAACGACAGGUGUAGGUCAACAUCAAAUGUGGGCUGCUCAGUUUUACAAAUACAAGAAACCAAGACAGUUCUUGACUUCAGGAGGCCUCGGAGCCAUGGGGUUUGGACUUCCUGCAGCUAUAGGAGCGGUUGUUGCAAACCCUAAUGCAAUCGUUGUGGACGUAGACGGUGACGGAAGCUUCAUGAUGAAUCUGCAAGAGCUAGCAACAAUCAAGGCCGAGAAUCUUCCUGUGAAGAUACUUAUACUCAACAACCAGCAUCUUGGUAUGGUUGUACAGUGGCAAGACAGGUUCUACGAAGGCAACAAAGCGUACACGUUUUUAGGUGACCCGUCGGACGAAAACGAGAUAUUUCCGGAUUUUUUAUGUUACGCGAAAGGAAGUAAGAUUCCGUCGAAAAGAGUGACGAAGAGGGAAGAGCUUCGUGACGCUAUACAGAUUAUGCUAAGCACGCCUGGUCCUUACUUGUUAGAUGUGAUUGUUUCUCAUCAAGAACAUGUGCUUCCGAUGAUUCCUAGCAACGGCGCUUUCAAAGAUAUCAUUACAUGA
This is a messenger RNA of Microthlaspi erraticum, 1530 nucleotides long. The record is from the annotation of a GenBank genome assembly. Lineage: Eukaryota; Viridiplantae; Streptophyta; Magnoliopsida; Brassicales; Brassicaceae.